Molecule: messenger RNA, 291 nt
Organism: Rangifer tarandus platyrhynchus (Svalbard reindeer)
Lineage: Eukaryota; Metazoa; Chordata; Mammalia; Artiodactyla; Cervidae
Source: the annotation of a GenBank genome assembly
AUGCUCAGCAAGAGGGGGAGCCCCGCCCAGCCCCGCCCCGCGGGUACCGCAGGCGCUGCCCACCCCAAGAAGCGGGCGGCGCGCAGAGGCUACAAGUGCUGCGGUUGGUGCCUGCCUAGCCUUUGGGUAUUUGGCGAACGCAUCCCAACUCCGGGCACCACGGCGGACGCGGAGCUCACCCGGAAUGGGUUGAUUGAGUCCGUGGGGAACAUCGAUCGCUGCCCGGUGCUUGCGGCGCGCCCUUACAGCACACAGCGCGCGCAGGACGGAUCCCGAGGUCGCCUCCGCUAG